Messenger RNA from Arvicola amphibius (Eurasian water vole), 3123 nucleotides. RefSeq names its product spermatogenesis associated 5 (gene Afg2a). The record is from RefSeq and is a predicted model, not a curated record. Gene Ontology annotation, molecular function: ATP hydrolysis activity; ATP binding. Gene Ontology annotation, cellular component: cytoplasm. NCBI's taxonomy places the organism in Eukaryota, Metazoa, Chordata, Mammalia, Rodentia, Cricetidae.
GCGGAGCACCCGCAGUCCGAUUUUCAGGGGUUCAUAGCGUCAACGAAGGUUCUCGUUCCACGCCCGUCUUCCUUUACGAAAGCGUCACGAGAGCCCCUCGCUCACCGGCUCAGACUCGCGGGCUGCGCUCUACGAGGAGCAUUACGGACGAGCGCGCCGAGCCGCUGACCUCUGACCCGGAAGUUUUCUCCCCGAGCCGCGCACGUUGAGCCGGCUUUGGCUCGGGUUUGUUACCGACAGCCUGCGGUCAUGUCGUCCAAGAAGAACCGAAAGCGGCAGAAGGAGGGCGCCGAGGGCACCUCGCCUUCGCUCUCUGCUGCUUCGUCUCGCUCGGGGACGCCGGGUUCACUGGCCCGGCCUGACGUGGCGGCGCCGGGGAUGCUGGUGGUGACCAACUUCCUCGAGAAAGUAGAUGGCAAAGUUCCUAAGACAUUCCAGAAUUCCCUUGUUCAUCUUGGACUUAAUACUAUGAAGUCUGCAAACAUAUGUAUAGGCCGACCAGUGCUCCUUACCAGUUUGGAUGGAAAGCAGGAGGUUUAUACGGCCUGGCCAGUUGCAGGAUUUCCUGGAGGCAAAGUUGGCCUGAGCGAAAUGGCACAGAAGAAUGUGGGUGUGAAAGCUGGAGAGACCAUCCGAGUGCAGCCUCUUUUGGGAGCUGUGCUCCAGGCUCAGGAAAUGGACUUGGCACUGAGUGACAAAGAUAAGGAAAUUAAUGAAGAAGAACUGACUGGUUGUAUUCUGAGAAAACUAGAUGGCAAGAUUGUUUUACCAGGCAACUUCCUGUACUGUACAUUCUAUGGACGACUCUGCAAGUUACAAGUGUUGCAAGUCAAAGGGACAGAUGGCACAACCUUGGGAAAGCCUCAGAGUGCCUCCGACACUGACACCCCGGGAGUGGCUGCUGAACAUUCUAGUGCGGAGAGCAGUGACGUGGAUAUAUCUUUCCAGCUAAGCCAGUUAGAGCUGAAAGAGCCUCAGAGCCCAGUGUCACAGAGUACUCCCUGUAAAUCCGUUAAUGACAGAAUUAUGAAUGAAGCUGGGAAUUUGUUGGAUGUUACACAGAGCCCCAGAGAUGGCAGUGGACUUGGACUAAAGGAAGCCACAGGUCUUAAUGUAGUUUUGAUUCAUCCAGAGAAGGAAAUACACGGCCUCAUCAGUGAAGAGAAACUACUGAAGUGUACCAGUGCAGGGGCAAAGAACAAUACUGAUACAUUUUAUUUUAUUUCUUCCACAACAAGAAUCAAUCUUAAAAAAAUUUGUACAAAUUCAAAAGAACAAGACAGCCAAUUCAAAGUAACUUACGACAUGAUUGGAGGCUUAAACAGUCAGCUGAAAGCAAUAAGAGAAAUAAUUGAGCUGCCUCUCAAGCAGCCUGAACUUUUUCAAGAGUUACGCAUAUUACCCAAUGUUGGAAUUCCAGCACCAAGAGGGUUGUUACUCUAUGGUCCUCCCGGCACUGGGAAGACAAUGAUUGCUAGGGCUGUUGCUAAUGAAGUUGGAGCUUAUGUUUCUGUAAUUAAUGGUCCGGAAAUUAUAAGCAAAUUCUAUGGUGAGACUGAAGCAAGGUUACGCCAGAUAUUUGGAUGAAGCCACUCUACGGUACUGCACCCAUCAAUUAUUUUUAUUGAUGAACUGGAUGCACUUUGCCCUAAAAGAGAAGGUGCUCAGAAUGAAGUGGAAAAGAGAGUUGUAGCCUCACUCUUAACAUUGAUGGAUGGCAUUGGCUCAGAAGGAAGUGAAGGACGGGUAUUAGUCCUUGGGGCCACAAAUCGCCCUCAAGCGCUAGAUGCUGCACUCAGAAGACCUGGACGAUUUGAUAAAGAGAUUGAGAUUGGGGUUCCUAAUGCCCAGGACCGGCUUGAUAUUCUCCAGAAGCUGCUUCGAAGGGUGCCACACUUGCUCACUAAAGCUGAGCUUCUGAGGCUGGCAAACAAUGCCCAUGGAUAUGUUGGCGCAGACUUGAAGGCUUUGUGUAAUGAGGCAGGUCUGUAUGCCUUGCGAAGAGUUCUGAGGAAACAGCCUAAUCUCCCUGAUAGCAAGGUGGCUGGUAUGGUGAAAAUUACCCUCAAUGAUUUCUUACAAGGAAUGAAUGACAUCAGACCUAGUGCUAUGAGAGAGGUAGCAAUUGAUGUCCCAAAUGUAUCCUGGUCAGAUAUUGGAGGACUGGAAGAAUAUAAACUGAAAUUGAAACAGGCUGUGGAAUGGCCCUUGAAACAUCCUAAGUCUUUCAUCAGAAUGGGCAUUCAGCCACCUAAAGGAGUUCUCCUGUAUGGUCCCCCGGGAUGCUCCAAAACAAUGAUAGCAAAGGCGUUGGCCAAUGAAAGCGGGCUGAACUUUCUAGCUAUAAAGGGGCCUGAGUUAAUGAAUAAGUAUGUUGGUGAAUCUGAAAGAGCGGUUAGAGAGAUAUUCCGUAAAGCAAGAGCAGUGGCACCUUCCAUUAUCUUUUUUGAUGAACUUGAUGCUUUGGCAGUUGAAAGGGGCAGUUCUUCAGGUGCUGGGAAUGUUGCAGACCGUGUAUUGGCUCAGCUGUUAACAGAGAUGGAUGGGAUUGAACAACUAAAAGAUGUAACUGUUUUGGCAGCUACUAAUCGCCCAGACAGAAUUGACAAGGCUUUGAUGCGGCCUGGAAGAAUUGACAGGAUCAUUUACGUGCCCUUGCCAGAUGCAGCAACAAGAAGGGAAAUACUGAACCUGCAGUUCCACUCGAUGCCAAUCAGUAACGAGGUUGACCUGGAUGAACUAGUUCUCCAGACUGACACUUAUUCAGGAGCAGAGAUCAUAGCCGUCUGUAAGGAGGCUGCUCUCCUAGCCCUGGAAGAAGACAUUAAAGCUGACCGCAUUAUGAAGAAGCAUUUCACUCAAGCCUUGAGCAUUGUGACACCUAGAAUCCCAGAGUCACUGAUGCGCUUUUAUGAAGAUUACCAAGAAAAGAGUGGGCUACACACCAUCUAAGAAAUACAUACUUAUAUGCGUAUAUUUUGUAGAGAAAAGUUUGCAAAUUUUGUCUCGAGUGUUUACAGUUUCUUAAUAGGUAAAUGUUUGAAAUAUCCUCAUUGGAGUUGAAGAGCCUCACCUAAAUGUUUUUGAAUCAUUCAAGUACAAUAAACAUACCUCUGGGCAUGA